Pleurotus ostreatus (oyster mushroom) is the source of this 1680-nucleotide messenger RNA. RefSeq lists its product as uncharacterized. The transcript has 3 exons. Lineage: Eukaryota; Fungi; Basidiomycota; Agaricomycetes; Agaricales; Pleurotaceae. The record is from RefSeq and is a predicted model, not a curated record. The coding region runs from base 1 to 1680 and encodes 559 amino acids.
AUGUCGUGCGUUACGACCCCGAGCGCUACAGAGACCCACCUGGUCACUUUGACCUCCCAGUCGGUAUCGAACUCACCGUCGGUAACGACGCUGCCCGACUCGACCUCGACGACUAUCUUUACAACUUGUGCGCUCACCGGCACGGCUUCUGACUCUUCUGCUCCUGGUCCGACGUGCUUGGUGACAAGAACAGUCACUUCUACCGCUGUCAUCCCCGGUGACGAGGUUACGACUCAGGUUCCGUUCACCGUCGAUGUUCCUUUUACAUCGACAUCAUUCUCUACCCUUUUCGGGACUUCGUGCACUUCGCAACCUGUUUCAGACCCUCCAACACCUCAGCCGCCGACUACAGCACCACCGACACCACCGACUUCAAUAUCCAUCUCGACGCCACCACCUGAGACAUUUACUUCCCAAUCCGAAAGUACUCUACCAAAUGGUGUGGUUACAACGACUUUGUUGACAGUGGUGUCUACUUUACCGCCUACUUCCAUUGUCGUGUCCACUACUAUGCCGGGUCAAUCCCAACAGCAAGAUAAUAACAAUGACGACAACUCGGCUAAUCUUGGACCCAUCAUUGGGGGCACAGUAGGAGGUUUCUUUGGCUUGAUUGGAAUUGUGGCCGUGGUAUGGUUUAUCAUGAAGAGAAGAAGCCGAUGGGACGAUAUCUUCGACAAGGAAGAGGAAACUAUGCAAGAGACUACUCGAGCCUCUGGUAAUCGUUUCUCCCUGGAUGUCGACAAUGAGCCAAAACCAUAUCAAUAUGGUCUUGUCGGGCAUGUUACAUCGCCGCAACUGCAUUCUCCCCCUAAUUCCCCUCCGUUUGGGCCUGUCAUUGGAGGGUCUGUGCAUAACCGUCGGCCGUCAUCCACAGGGAUCCCCGCCCCGCUGAGCCUGUCGCCGUCUUUCACGACAUCUGCUGGACACUCUGCGCAGAAUACUGCGACCAAUAUGACGGCACUGUCCUCUCGUCCAUCAAGCGCGGGCUCUAUGCAACCUCUCUUCACCGCAGGCCAGCAACAAGGCCGAAUGACAAACGAAUUUGGCACCCGUCCGCCGUCAAUCCAUUCACAUAGUCACAGCAGCAGCAUAACGUCGCCGCCCACCACCUUCGCCAAUUGGGGUAACAACGUGAAUAUCACUGGUACUGGCUCUUUCAUGGGACCUGCUGCCGCCGCUGGCGGUGUCGCGGCUGUUGCUGCUAUGGCCGCGGAUGAGCCGCGCAGAAGUGGCUCGCCUGUCAGCGUGAAUGACCCUCCACGAAGAUUGCAGCUUGUAAAUGCUACACCCGCGAGCGCAGCAUCUUCCAUCUAUUCACCGGACAAUGAACACCGUCGUGGCUUGUCGAACGACUCUUUAAUGUCUAAUAAUAGGGCCGGGCCAUCCAGUCACGCUAACGUUGCCGAAUUCGACCCGUAUGCAUCGACGUCCAUUGACACUCCCCUUGCGCAAGGUGUGACCAGAACGAAUACCAAGGGGAUGGUGAUUUUGGAUCCGCCGUCGAGGGAAGUUAGGGUUGCGACCGAUGGCGGAAGACUUGCGGUUGCUGGUGGAAGUAGCUCUGCAGCGGGUCCCAGCUCGAGCAAUCAGGCUGCGUCUUCGUCUUCGUCCUCCGCCCCGCCUCCCAAAGCCCAGCCCCAACAAGAAGCCUCGAACCCUCCACCUGCAUAUGAGGAGUAG